AUGGCCGCGCCGACAUCGACGUCCGCAGAGCUCACGCCCCCUCCGCCGGCGCACUUACCCGGCAAUGCGUACCAGGAUCCUACUGCAAUCCAGGAGGAGGCACCUAAUUCUUCCGACGAUGAGCGCGAAGCCACGCAGCUUCGUUCGUACUCUACUGCCUCUGAUGGCACACGACGCCGAAGACGGGGAACAUUAGAGGCACGGGCAACGCACAGCACCGGGAGCGGUAUCCAGAGCCAGACUUCCAGGAAUCAAAGAGGAGGCCUUUGGGGAUCAAUCCAGACGUGGUGGCGGCGCCAGAUCAGCGUCACAGUCCCCGCCGCAGCCAUGAGGGACCACCUGGCCCUUGAACGUACCUUCCUAGGCUACCUCCGCACCUCCAUUGCGCUGUCCAUGGUCGGCGCCUUGAUCGCGCAGCUCUUCCGCCUGCAGCCAAGCCCGAAUCCGGAUCCGGUGCUCGGCUACUUUGUGCUUGGCAUUCCGCUCGCUGCGGUCUUCAUCUGUGCUGCGAUUGUGGUGACUGUGCUGGGCGCGUGGAGGUUCUGGCGGCAGCAGAAUGCCAUGGUGAGAGGCAGGAUUCAUGCGGGCGGGUGGGAGAUUUUGGUUAUUAUGGUUGGAUCUCUGCUGAUCUGUUUCGCACUGUUUGCGUUGUCGGUAGUCAUUGAUAUCAGAAAAUCGUAUUAG
Molecule: messenger RNA, 684 nt
Organism: Coniosporium apollinis CBS 100218
Lineage: Eukaryota; Fungi; Ascomycota; Dothideomycetes
Exons: 3
Coding region: 1-684 (227 amino acids)
Source: RefSeq, a predicted model, not a curated record